AUGGGUGCUCUUGAUCACAUCUCUGACCUCUUUGACUGCUCUUACCGAAGAAGUUCCAAAUACAAGAAAAAACGCAAACAAUUCCAGACGGUGGAGGUGAAAGUGAAGAUGGAUUGCGAAGGAUGUGAGAGAAAAGUGAAGAAAUCUGUGGAAGGGAUGAAAGGGGUGACACAAGUGGAAGUUGAACGGAAAGCAAACAAGGUAACCGUUACGGGUUACGUGGAGCCUUCCAAGGUGGUGAAACGAAUAGUGUAUCGAACGGGGAAAACGGCUGAGCUAUGGCCUUAUGUUCCAUACGACGUGGUUGCACACCCUUAUGCUCCUGGUGUUUACGACAAAAAAGCACCUUCCGGUUACGUUAGAAACGCUUAUGAUCCUAACGUUUCUAGCCUCGCGCGUGCUAGUUCUGCGGAAGUUAGGUAUACUACUGCUUUCAGCGAUGAUAACCCCGCCGCAUGCGCCGUCAUGUGAUUCCUCAGUCACGCCGCAGCUAUCGACUGUUAUCAGUUAGAUGGUUAGUUAGAAGUUAAAUCUAACUGAUAACUGUAAUUGUUUUAACAGUGGUAGAAGCUAAGCUCUCAAUGUAGAUAUAAAACAAAACCUGAUAUAAAGUUGCAUAGGCUAAUUGGUUUGGUUUUGUUACUUUCAAUGUCUAUUUCAUCUUUUUGUUUCUGUAACUUAGAGAGAUGAGCUCCCAAGUUCAUCUUCAACAAUGAUUGAACCAUAAAUACAUAAAAGAAAUUAAUAUGA
Messenger RNA from Lathyrus oleraceus (garden pea), 750 nucleotides. RefSeq names its product heavy metal-associated isoprenylated plant protein 26. NCBI's taxonomy places the organism in Eukaryota, Viridiplantae, Streptophyta, Magnoliopsida, Fabales, Fabaceae. The transcript has a single exon. Bases 1 to 471 code for a protein of 156 amino acids. The record is from RefSeq and is a predicted model, not a curated record. Gene Ontology annotation, molecular function: metal ion binding.